Cuscuta campestris is the source of this 1017-nucleotide messenger RNA. The record is from the annotation of a GenBank genome assembly. NCBI's taxonomy places the organism in Eukaryota, Viridiplantae, Streptophyta, Magnoliopsida, Solanales, Convolvulaceae.
ACUCCCAACAUCUACUAUGUUUUGGUUUGUUUCUCCCCAAUUAAAGUUUAAUCUAUCAGUCCUCUUACUCCUCCCCAUGCUCCCACCUGGCCCGAGGCCUAAAGCAGAGAUUACAAAAGCCCCUCCCUCACCUUUCCUCCUUUCCCCCUUAACUCCAUUUCUCUUCUCUUGGCAUCCCAAAAAAGCUAUCGCCAUUGUUUUCUUUGAUUCCCUUCCGGAUCGAAUCAAUGUGGCUAACUCGAACCAACCCAAAGAUAAGGCUUCCUGCCAAUUCCUCCUCCAAUUUCUCCUUCAAAGACAUCCACGCCCUAUUCGCCGACGACCCGACCCGCCUGAAUCACCCGCCCCACUUCACCGAGCACUGCAUCUUUCACCGGGCUCGCAUCGCCAGCGCCUCCCUCCGCGCCCUGUCGCCUCCGCCCGAACCGGCACCCGCUUCUCAGCCGCAGCCGCCGAUCUCCCUCCCCGGAUCCGAGAGGCUGAUCGUGGUAUACUCCACCAGCCUCCGCGUGGUCCGCCGGACCUUCGACGACUGCAGGGAUGUCAUGUCGAUCCUGAGAAGCUACCGCGUCUCGAUUGACGAGCGAGAUCUGUCCGCGGACGCCAGGCUCGUGGAGGAGCUGCAGGGGGUUCUGGGUGGAAAGACGAAACUGACCUUGCCGCAGGUAUUCAUCGGUGGGAGGUACAUUGGCGGCGCGGCGGAGAUCAAACAGCUUCACGAGGCCGGAGAGCUCAAGAAGUGCGUCGAAGGUAACUCGGACUUCCAUCUGUUGUUGCAUUCAUGUAAUGCUCCGAUUCGAGUAGGUACGAUGACUCUUGAGCUCGACGUCUUGCCAAGAGCCAAUCUUGGUUGCAAACCAGUGUUUCAAGAGAUUCAGCGCUAAGACAACUUCGAAAGUCGGUUAGAAUGUUGCCGCUAGCACUGAAUUCUCGUUCAACUGCUACGGUUGAUACCGGAACGGAUAACACUUGUCUUGCUAGCAUGCCGAGACAUGGGAACAUGUGUUCGUUCCGCUU